AUGAUCAAUAAGUAUUCUCUCAAUGAUAGAGUCUCCACAAUUGACAACUAUUUGGGCACCAUUAGGUAUAUUGGUAACCUACCUGUUUGGGGAACAAACACUGUUGCAUUAGGAAUUGAAUGGGACGAUCCUAGCAGAGGCAAAAAUAAUGGUGAUUUAAACGGAAUCCAAUACUUCACCCCCAAGGUUACUGGCUCGGGGACAUUCAUAAAAUCAUCCAAUCGGUCUUUAAACCAUAUUCGAAAAUCUUUUGUUCAGAUCAUACACGAAAACUAUUUGGAUACUGAAUAUAAAACGAAGAAUAUUCAGUUUGGAAUCAAAACUGUGGAAGAACUUGGAUGGGACAAGUUAAACAAAUUUCAUUCCAACUUGAGAAACCUAGAUUCAUUAACAUUGGACUAUUGCUUGAUAAAUAUUGCUUACCAUGAUAAUGAAGACAAGCAAUUGUUCGAUGAACUUGUCAAUUUAACCAAUUUAGAACUAAGUUGUAACUUAUUUACUGAUGUAAAUGAAAUAUGCAAAAUAAUUGACAAUAUUCCCAGUUUGACUAGUCUUAACAUUAAUGGAAACAGAUUUAGUCAAUUUUCACAAGAACAAAGAACUCAUAAUGGUAUAGUUCUGCUAAAGUUAUCUUCAACAAUGAUGUCAACCCUGAUGCUAGAGAAGUUAAUUAAGAAAUUUCCCAACUUGAAAGAACUUUACAUUUCAGGGAACAAUUAUUGUAAUGCUGAUAUUGAAAAUAUGAAUCUCAAUAUGCCGCUAACGAUUUUGGAUUUGUCUUAUAAUAGACUAGAGCACAUGCCAAUUUUACCACUCGUGUCAGCAUUAAACUUGUCACAUAAUUAUUUAUCCUUACGAAUCAUUAAAGGCACUUUUCCCAACUUAAAGUCUUUGGACUUGAGGGCAAAUCAGAUAAAAGAUUGGACUGAAAUUGACAAAAUAUCCAUACAUUUACCCGAUUUAAAGGAACUAAGAAUUAACCACAACCCAUUAUUUCAAGAGUUGUCUGUGGAUGACAUGACGAUGCAGUUGAUAGGCCGUAUCAAAUGCUCCCCAGAACACUUAUGGAAAUUAAACGGUAGCUUUUUAACAAAUGAAGAGAUAGAGAAUUCAGAACUCUACUUUAUCUCAAAAGUGGAACAAGGAAAAUACCACAUAGAUAAUGAACAACAAUGGUCAUAUUUGCUUUCAAAAUAUAAUAAACUAGUUGAAUCUAGGGUGUCUUACACUUACACAUUAAAGGACUGGAUGCCCUUAACUAUAGUAUUGCCAGAUUCUAAAGAGAUUUCUAAAAAAUUCACGAAAAAUACGUCUAUUCUUCAAUUCAAAGGGUUGUUAUCCCUGUGGAUGAACGAUUUGUCCAUACUAAAAUUCUCUGCCUACUACUACACUAACGAAAACUCGACAUUUGCAGAAAAGCACGAGUUAACAAACUAUUUAAGUACAUUAGAUAGUUAUUCAUUACUGUACGACCAAAGAAUUUAUAUUUCUAUAGAGGCAUCAAUAUAA
Candida albicans SC5314 is the source of this 1509-nucleotide messenger RNA. RefSeq lists its product as uncharacterized. Gene Ontology annotation, molecular function: protein binding. The record is from RefSeq and is a predicted model, not a curated record. NCBI's taxonomy places the organism in Eukaryota, Fungi, Ascomycota, Pichiomycetes, Serinales, Debaryomycetaceae. The coding region runs from base 1 to 1509 and encodes 502 amino acids. The transcript has a single exon.